Messenger RNA from Acanthocheilonema viteae, 450 nucleotides. The record is from the annotation of a GenBank genome assembly. NCBI's taxonomy places the organism in Eukaryota, Metazoa, Nematoda, Chromadorea, Rhabditida, Onchocercidae.
AUGCAUUUUUUCGACAUUUUUCUAUUGGCCAUCAGUGCCGUUUUCGUGGCGCAAGCAUGCCCUUCAUCACCAGGACGCUCCGAGCCAGGACCACCGGGACCGGAUGGGAGUGAUGGAGAAGGCGGACUACCAGGACCCCCAGGAGACCCUGGACCUCGAGGAGCAAAAGGACCGGCUGGAGAUCGAGGACUCCCAGGUUCACCAGGACUUCCCGGUCCACCGGGACUACGAGGACCACAAGGUCCCGAUGGACCCCCAGGCGCUCAGGGACCAAUGGGUGGGGGAGGAUAUGAAAAAUGCUCGACGUCAUUAUUUCAUUGCUUUUCGGUGACAUUCCGGAAUGUUCCGAAUGCAAUGGCUGUUGCCGAUUUUCCAUUAAUGUUUCCCAAAUUGUUUUUUAUUAUCUCUCGGGAUUGUGUCAAGAAUCGCAUGUUUACUGCGUCACAUUGA